UGGAAUACGUCAAAGGGACAGUGCAACGCAUUAUAGAUAUCUAGAAGAUUGAAAAUUCAGACAUCAGUAGAACCAUGAAGUCAACUAGUCUUCCUUUAUGCCGUUCGAAUUGGGCUCCAUAAAAAUUUCCAUCUUGACUUUUCAUCAACCAACUAACAUUAAUAUUGUUGUACUAAGUUUGAUAUAUCAAUUAAUUUCUAACGCGAAUACAACCAAAAUUCAUUACACACUUAUCCAAGUAACCACUACUCCAUCUUCAUUAUCAUUUUCAAAUUUUAUUUUGUUUUUGUUUUUUUUCUUCCUUUUCUUUGCCAUGGAGUUGAACUAUAAUCCAUGGUUGAAGGUUGGUUAUCUUUUUCUUUGUUUCGCGUAUUUAUGUCGUAUUUCUCAUGGAGCAGACCGAAUUACCGCGAAUUAUUCAAUCUCAGGUGAACAAACCAUAGUGUCACAACCUGAAGGAAUUUUUGAGCUGGGGUUUUUUAAUCCAUCAGGUAACUCUUCUAAAUACUACUUAGGUAUUUGGUACAAGAAAAUUUCUUUGCAAACUGUAGUUUGGGUAGCAAACAGCGAAAAUCCUGUCAUAGAUAAGCAUUCAUGUGAGCUUAAAAUUAUGAAUGGUAACUUAGUUCUUACAAAUGGAUCAAAGUCACCUGUUUGGUCCUCAAACUUGACAUCCACCAAGCUGGACUCGAUCUACGCAGUCUUGCUUGAUUCAGGAAAUCUUGUUAUCAGGGACGGAUCUAAGAGCAACCAAGAGCUACUCUGGCAGAGUUUUGAUGAGCCUACUAAUACUUGGCUUCCUGGUGGUAAGUUGAUUUAUGAUAAACGGGGUAGGAAACCUCAACGACUAAUUUCGUGGAAGAAUCAAGAUGAUCCUGCUCGUGGUUUAUUCUCUCUUGAACUUGUGCCUACAACUAAAGAGUAUGUUAUCAAGUGGAAUUUAACACAUCAGUACUGGACAAGUGGGGCAUGGGAUGAUCAAGAUAGGAUUUUUAGUCUAGUUCCUGAGAUGAGGUUGAAUUAUAUAUACAAUUUUAGCUAUAUUGAUAAUAAGGAUGAGAGUUAUUUCACUUAUAGUAUUUAUCAUCCAUCGAUUAUAUCAAGGUUUGUGAUGGAUAUUUCCGGUCAGGUUAAGCAACUGACAUGGCUAGAGGAGACCCAACAGUGGAACUUGUUUUGGUCGAAUCCAAAGCAACAGUGCCAAGUAUAUGCAUAUUGUGGUGCUUUUGGGAGUUGUAACCAAAAUUCUUUGCCAUUUUGCACCUGCUUGAAGGGAUUUAAACCUAAGUCGGAAGGUGAUUGGGGGCUGAGUGAUUACUCAAGAGGAUGUGAAAGGAAGACCGACUUGCAGUGUGAAAGACCGAAUUCUCAGAAAAAGAGGGACCGCUUUUUUCCGUAUAACAAUUUGGUUUUACCCCAAAAUGGCAAAAACUUGAAUGCAGGAACUAUUGAGGAAUGCGAAGCAGCUUGCUUGAAGAACUGCUCGUGUUAUGCUUAUGCGUAUGAUAGUAGUGGCUGUUCUGCUUGGCAUGAAGAUCUGUUGAACAUUCAGCAACUUUCUGAUGGUGAUACUAGUGGUAAAACUCUUUAUCUUAGGCUUGCAGCCUCAGAGUUUCCAAAAAAGAGCAACAAGAAAUUGGUUAUAGGCGUUGUUGUGGGCUCAAUUAUUGUCACCUUAGCCCUAUUAGGUCUGGUUUUUGGGCUAUUGUGGAGGCGGAAAAAUCAAUCUGUUGGUUCUUCAAAUAAGGGUGUUGAAGGAUCGUUGAUUUCUUUUGGAUAUAGAGAACUGCAACACGCGACAAAGAAUUUUUCUGACAAGCUAGGUGGAGGUGGGUUUGGGUCUGUUUUCAAGGGGACAUUGCCAGAUUCAUCAGUAAUUGCUGUGAAGAAGCUAGAAAGUUUCAGUCAAGGUGAGAAGCAAUUCAGAACAGAAGUAAGCACCAUUGGGACGAUUCAGCACGUGAAUCUUGUUCGCCUUCGUGGGUUUUGCUCUGAAGGGACGAAAAAGCUAUUGGUUUAUGAUUACAUGCCAAAUGGCUCUUUGGAAGCACAUCUCUUCCCUGAGAAAAGUUCAAAUCUCUUGGACUGGAAAACAAGAUACCAAAUUGCACUUGGGACAGCAAGGGGGUUGGCGUAUCUACAUGAGAAAUGUAGGGAUUGCAUCAUUCACUGUGAUAUUAAGCCAGAAAACAUACUUCUGGAUGCUGAGUUUUGCCCAAAAGUUGCAGAUUUUGGAUUGGCAAAACUUGUUGGCAGGGAUUUUAGCCGGGUUCUGACUACCAUGAGAGGAACUAGAGGCUACCUUGCGCCUGAGUGGAUUUCAGGAGUCGCAAUAACUGCAAAAGCAGAUGUCUUUAGCUACGGUAUGAUGCUGUUUGAACUCAUAUCAGGCCAUAGAAACACCGAACAAUCAGUAUAUGGCACAGUGAAGUUCUUCCCUACUUGGGCUGCUAGCAAAGUAGCUGAAGGAGCAGAAAUCAUGAGCAUAUUAGACCCCAGAUUGGAAGGUAAUGCCGAUGAAGAAGAAGUUAAGAAAACAUGUAAACUUGCAUGCUGGUGCAUUCAAGACAACGAAAUUCAAAGGCCGUCAAUGGGGCAGGUGGUUCAAAUAAUCGAGGGUGUUUUGGAUGUAAAUAUGCCUCCAAUGCCUAAGUCCCUUCAAUUUUUUGUUGAAGAACAGGACAAUAUAAUGUUCUACACUGAGUCAUCUUCAGCCCAGAGUUUACAAACACAAAAUACUUCAUCUUCAGGCCAGAGUUCACAAACACGAAAUACUCCCACAGCUACAUCAUCUUCCAUAAGCAAGAACAGUGUCUCCACAACGAGCAACAAUAAUUUAGUUGAAUAGAUUAGUUCAGGGCGUUUUCGAUCGUGUACGCUUCAUGUACUUGUAGAGUUGUAGAAAGUAUAUCUGUAUAUGUAAGAGAAGGCUGGAUGUAUCAGUUUAUCUCCUGUGCUCAUAAGGUAACACAAAAUUGAGCAUUAGUGGAGGAUCAUUUUUUUUUUUUUUUUUUUUUUUUUUUUUUUUUUUUUUGUGUGUAAACUUUUCCAUUUCAUUGUAUAUGGAUUAAUUUUCCAUUGUACUAUGAUGCUUCUUCUGUCACAUUGUAAUUAUAAUAUUGGAGCAUUUUAAGAAAUUAUUAUUUUUUCCAAAACUAACAAGUCGUGAUAAGCAAUUAUAUUAAGUGUUCCCCUCAUUAGUACAACAAAAUCAGUGAUACAAAAUUGUGUCGAACCACCUUAUGUUCAUUGUAUGUUCACUAAUGUUCAAAAUAUUAGACCAGAUAAACAUCAAUAUUCGACAAAUGAAGUUUUGUCAUGA
Molecule: messenger RNA, 3322 nt
Organism: Chenopodium quinoa (quinoa)
Lineage: Eukaryota; Viridiplantae; Streptophyta; Magnoliopsida; Caryophyllales; Amaranthaceae
Product: G-type lectin S-receptor-like serine/threonine-protein kinase At2g19130
Exons: 1
Coding region: 98-2848 (916 amino acids)
Biological process (GO): protein phosphorylation; recognition of pollen
Molecular function (GO): ATP binding; protein serine/threonine kinase activity
Source: RefSeq, a predicted model, not a curated record